AUGGUAAUCGCUCGACUAGAGAAGCAAGAUAUCGAACAAAUAUCGGACCUUCUCUACAAUCCACCCGAAUCCAAGCCAUACCAAGCUAUUAAAGAACGUCUCAUCACUGCAUACGAAGAGUCAGACAACCGGCAAUUUCAAAAGCUCUUGUCAGAAAUGGAACUAGGGGAUCAAAAACCAUCACACCUACUACGACGAAUGCGCGAUCUCGCCCGCGAUAGAAUCCCUGAUGCCACGCUACGCAUCCUGUGGACCAACCACCUACCACCACACAUCCGCUCUGUUCUAGCUGUGAGCGAUUCCUUCAGCACGAAGACUGCGUUGGAAGAACUCGCACUGCUCGCUGACAAGAUGCUAGAACAACACCGCGAAGUCGCCGCUGUCAGCACAACACUACCACCUCCUACGUCCGCGUCUCAGAAUAUUGAUACAAACUUCUUAAUAAACGAAAUAAGAAAACUCUCCAUAGAAAUCGCACAAUUAAAAUCAAGACAACCGCAACAUAAUUUCAGAAGAAACCGUUCUCGAAGCCGCUCCUACAACCCUCGAUAUAAAUCUCGAUCAAGAGACAACACACCAUCGAAAGCAGUCGGAAAACUAGAGAGAACGCUGGCAGAGGCGGAAUCCGGCGCUCAAGAAUACUCCUACCGCCUAUUUGUCACAGACAAGAAAACCGGAAUAUCUUUCUUGGUAGACACGGGAGCUAACAUAUCCGUUCUACCUAGAAAAAAAACUCACUUCACUACACCGCUGCCAUUCAAACUGUACGCCGCUAACAACACCACUAUAUCGACAUACGGUGAAAAAACACUAGAACUAGACCUCAGCCUUCGCCGUCCAUACAAGUGGAAGUUCAUAGUCGCUGACGUGUCAAAGCCGAUACUAGGAGCCGAUUUUCUAAAACAUCAUCAACUCAUCGUCGAUCUAAAAAACAAGAAACUUAUCGAUAACGUUACUAACUUAACAGUCAAAGCACCCGUUCGAGCUACAACUAUACCUACAGUACGAAGCAUAGACAGCAAUAAUAUUUACCACGAUAUCCUCUCAGAAUUCCCGGGCAUAACAAGACUGACUGCAAUGAACAUAAACGACAGCAAGAUCAACGUCCAACACUAUAUCGAAACCGAAGGACCACCCGUACAUUGUCGUGCACGUCCUAUACCACCGCAUCGCUACGAACAAGUCAGGAAAGAAUUUCAAAACAUGAUGGAACAAGGUUUAUGUCGCCCCAGCAAGAGUCCAUGGGCGUCACCCCUUCACGUCGUACCGAAAAAGAACGGAGACAUACGCGUCUGUGGUGACUAUCGCCGUCUAAACGCUAUCACCAAGGCCGAUCGAUAUCCCGUACCAAGCGUCAAGGACUUCACUUAUCAACUCGCUGGGAAGACAAUAUUUUCAACAAUAGACCUCAACAGAGCAUAUCAACAACUCUGCGUUCGCGAAGAGGAUAUUGAAAAGACUGCUAUAAUAACGCCAAUGGGACUAUUCGAAUUCCCGAGAAUGUGUCCAGGUUUAAAAAACGCAGGGCAGACAUUCCAGCGAUUCAUACAUCAAGUAUUAAGCGGACUGCCUUACGUAUUUCCUUUCAUCGACGACGUACUUCUUGCAUCUGAAAACGAAGAUCUUCACCGAGAACACCUCAGAACCGUGCUACGAAGACUUGAAGAACACGGCAUCACAAUAAAUCCAUCGAAAUGUCACUUCGGUCAAACAGAAGUUCAAUUCUUAGGAUACCACGUUUCAAAAGACGGUAUCAAACCUCCAGCACAGAAGAUCGACAUCAUCAUGAAGUAUCCGAAGCCUACGAACAUCGAAGAGUUACGUCGUUUCCUCGGUAUGUUAAAUUUUUAUCGCGACCACAUACCUAACGCCGCAUCUAUUCAAGCGCCACUCAAUGCAUACCUACACAACGUUAAGAAGCGAGACAAGACUAUCAUACAAUGGACCGAAGAGUCAACACAAGCAUUCGAAGCAUGCAAAAACAGCAUUAGCAACGCUGCUUUGCUUGCUCAUCCGUCACAUCAAGCUACGUAUGCGUUAUUCUGCGACGCAUCCGACAAGUCAGCUGGCGCCGUCCUACAACAAUACGUAAACAAAUCAUGGCAACCUCUCGGUUAUUAUUCGAAAAAAUUCUCCGAUGCGCAAUCAAGAUACUCAACAUACGAUAGAGAACUUCAAGCAAUAUACAUGGCUGUGAAACACUUCCGCAAGAUGUUCGAAGGACGACCACUCAUCAUAUUCACCGAUCACAAGCCACUCACAUUCGCAAUGAAUAAGGUUAAUUCGACUACAGAAACACCGAGACAACGUUUUCAACAUAUUCACGUCGAUAUCGUAGGACCUUUACCGACUACAACGCAAGGUUACCGCUAUCUCAUAACAAUGAUCGACAGAGAAACCAAAUGGCCCGAAGCGAUACCUACCGACGAUAUAACAGCUGAAACCGUCGCCGAAGCUAUCUACAAACACUGGAUAGUAAGAUUCGGAUGUCCCUCAACACUAACUAGCGACCAAGGCCGUCAAUUCGAAAGUCAACUAUUUAAUAACUUAAUGAAAAUUAUGGGAAUAACAAAAAAUCGUACAACUCCGUAUCAUCCGCAUAGCAACGGUAUAGUCGAACGCUGGCAUCGCACAUUAAAAGCCGCGCUACGCACGAAACUCUCAAGUACAAGGUCAUGGAUCGACGAGCUACCUACCGUACUACUCGGAUUACGAGCCACCCUACGCACAGACGCCGAAGUUAGCCCAGCCGAACUUACAUACGGCUAUAACCUACGUCUACCGGGUGAUUUUUUCACUACAUCGAUACCUACAACUACGGACGACUAUACUUACGUAAACAAGAUAAGAAAGGCAAUAGAACAAAAUAGACCGCAAGCAGCGACGACGCAUCAUAAUAGCAAGCAAUCUAUUUUUAUACAUAAAGACCUACGCAACUGCAGCCACGUAUUCGUUAGAGUCGACGCAAUCAAAAAACCUUUACAACCACCCUAUGAAGGACCGUAUCGUGUAAUAAAAAGAACAGAAAAAGUAUACACGAUACAACUACAAAAUCGCGAAACUAACAUAUCAAUAGAUCGUCUCAAGCCCGCUUAUUUAUUACAAGAAAACAUACCUAACGAUACGUCACUACAAAAUAGUACCUCGCCACAGAAUACUUCCGACAAGCCGCACGGCAGCGUGACGUCACAACCGACUGCGAAUAAUAAUAAAGUCACAACGCGAGCCGGCCGCUCCGUCAAGCUUCCACACAGCACACCAUGCAAGCGGAUGCACCAGCAAUCACAUGCACAGAUCUUCACAGAAGUCUUCAAGCUAACUUGCACGUAUUCUUCAUGUACAUCUUCACGAAGCACAAUCACGCCGCCGCCGAGUGAAGUACACGCCAGAGAUCCGUUCGCCGCGCCGAUCGCCGCUGAAAAGGGCGAGACGCGGGAACGUUUUACAUUAAAUUCCACUGCCGCCCAGGAGGAAACCUGGGCAACAGUAGUUAGGAAAGGAAAGGGCAAGGGGAAGGGAAAGUCCUCCACCCCUGCCCCUGCACCUGCGACGAAGUCAGCCGCCAAGCCGACCACUGCAUCGUCUGCAAAGCAGGCCGCCAAGUCGACCGCGAAGACGUCCGCGAAGUCAACCGCCAUGCCGUCCGGAAAGCCGGCUGCGAAAGCGACUUACAAGCCGAAGUUAAAGACGCCGAAGACCGCGGCAGUCGUUCUUCAGCUGCAGCCGGAGGCCGUGGAAAGGGGGCUGACGUACAGCUCCGUCCUCCGGACGGCCCAGGAAAAAGUCGACCUCCAAGAGCUGGGUAUCGACCAAAUCCGUUCCCGGCAGACGGCCACGGGGGCGAGAAUGCUGGAGAUCUCCGGCUCUGAAAGGAAUGCGAAGGCGGACAGGCUUGCGGAAUCGCUUCGUGGAGCCCUAUCUGGGGUGGUGAAUAUCGUCAGGCCCGUCAAAUCUGCGGAGGUGCGGAUUUCGGGCCUGGACUAG
Messenger RNA from Melitaea cinxia (Glanville fritillary), 3984 nucleotides. RefSeq lists its product as uncharacterized. Bases 1 to 3984 code for a protein of 1327 amino acids. Gene Ontology annotation, molecular function: aspartic-type endopeptidase activity; nucleic acid binding. The record is from RefSeq and is a predicted model, not a curated record. NCBI's taxonomy places the organism in Eukaryota, Metazoa, Arthropoda, Insecta, Lepidoptera, Nymphalidae. The transcript has 5 exons. Gene Ontology annotation, biological process: proteolysis; DNA integration.